GACAAAUGAAUGAUAAGAAGCAAAUAGCUAGAAACGCAAAUACUUCUUAUGGACUUUCGAUUUUCUUUAUUAUUUUGUAGCUAAUCAUAAACCAAGAGAGAGUUCUUUCAACCGAGCGCUAAUUUAGUGAUAACCGCAGUGCAUUUAAAACAAAGCAGUUUGUAUUAGAAUAACGCAGUUCUACUGUUGAAAGCGAACUUAACAGACAUAUAUACUAACGCUAGACGCUAACGGACUGUUGAGCAGGGGAAAAAACAACAACAACAAGCAAAUUUCAUACUAAAAACUGUUCUAAUUAAAAAAUAAAACUUUUAAAUAAAUAACAACAUGGACUUAAGUGGCAAGAAUGUAAUUUACGAAGGUGGCUUUGGCGGCAUUGGACAGCGUUGUCUGCAGGAAUUUCUAGCCAAAGGAGUGAAGAACUUAGCCAUUUUCGAUUUGCAAGAGAAUGCAACGCUGCUGCAAACCCUACAAAAUGCAUAUCCCGAUGCCAAUAUUUUCUUUGUGCAAUUCGAUAUCACUAAAAAGGAUAGCAUUACAGCAGCUUUCAAAAUAGCUGUCGAGAAAAUGGGUCACUUUGAUUUGCUUGUCAAUGGUUGUGGGCUAAUGGAUGAUAAUCAAGUUGAACUAAUGAUUGACAUUAAUUUGAUGGGUCUGAUACACAGCACUUUUGCUGCUCUGCCCUAUAUGGAUAAAUCAACUGGUGGACGUGGCGGCAUUAUAAUCAACAUCUCAUCGGUAGCUGGCUUGGAACCAACGGCAGCUGUAUCUGUUUAUUCAGCGGCAAAGCACGGUGUCACGGCAUUUACACGUUGCAUGGCGAAUCCCUUCUAUUUCAAACAUCACGGCGUCACUUUUAUCACUAUUUGUCCUGGCAUUACAGAGACCGCGCUUGUGGCGAAUCCACACACAAAAUCCACAUUUAAAUUUGCUGCUGGUUUAGCUGCGCGUUUAGAUGAAGCCGGACGCCAAAGUCCUGAAAUUUGUGCUAAAAAUUUAGUAAAGGUUGCUGAGACUGGUAAAAAUGGUGGCGUUUAUAUGCUUGACUUGGGCGAAAUCAAAGAAAUUACAUUCCCAGUUAUGUGGGAACCAGUUUUUAAAUCAUGAGAUGAAAGUUUAAUUUCAAGCGUGGAAAUUAUUCAAAUUAGAAAGCGGUGCAUAAAGUAAUAUACAAAUAGUGCUUAUCGUAACUAUACGACAUCAACAACUUUGACUAGUUUAAAUUGCUUUAUUUAAAAUAUAUAUAGUUAAUUUUGUAUAAAUCCAAGUAUCUAACUUUGUAAAAAAAGUUAAAAAAUCUACGAAGUUUUAUCAAAAUUUCAAUCUCAGCAUAGUGCAGUGCAAGUUUGAAGUGACUUCAAAAUACCGUUGAUUUUCGCCAAUUGUUUUUUUAAUAAACUGGGCUAUAAAACUGCAUUCCCAA
This is a messenger RNA of Rhagoletis pomonella (apple maggot), 1423 nucleotides long. RefSeq names its product alcohol dehydrogenase-like. The record is from RefSeq and is a predicted model, not a curated record. Gene Ontology annotation, cellular component: cytoplasm. NCBI's taxonomy places the organism in Eukaryota, Metazoa, Arthropoda, Insecta, Diptera, Tephritidae. Gene Ontology annotation, molecular function: alcohol dehydrogenase (NAD+) activity.